Messenger RNA from Durusdinium trenchii, 2025 nucleotides. The record is from the annotation of a GenBank genome assembly. NCBI's taxonomy places the organism in Eukaryota, Dinophyceae, Suessiales, Symbiodiniaceae.
GAAAGUGAGGAGUCAAGCUCAAGCAGUGAAAGUUCAAGCUCUGAGGCUGAGGCUGAGGAAGGCUCCGGCUCAUCAGAAGAGGAAGAAAAGGAAGAAGUGAAAGGAAAGAAGGAUCCAAAAGAGGUAUACCCUAUCACAGAUAUCCGCAGAUGGAUGAAGCCUGGGUCGAUUUGGGUAUAUCUCGAAUCGGAGGAGAAGAAGAAUGAGCUCAAGAAGAAGGCUGAACUUGAUGCGGCCAUGGAAGCGGUGAAAAGGGCUCGCAAGGCAUCAGAAAGGGAAUAUGAGGAAGAGAAGAAAAAGAAGGCGGAGCGGGAAGAGUAUGAGAAGAAGGUAAAGCAGAAGACAAUGCAACAACUUGAAGAGUUCAUUCAAAAGCAGAAGAAAGAGCGCGAGGAGAAGAAGAAGGGAAAGGAGAAGGUGAAGAAGGCAGAGGCAGAGAAGAGUGAGGAGGAAAGUGAGGAUGCCCCUGCUAAAGAUGAAUCAGAAAGUGAACCGGAGCCUGAAGAACCCGAGAGCGCGGAGGAGACUGAUGAUGAAGAGGAGGAGGAAGAAGAUGAAGAAGAGGGGGGUUCAGAAGAGGAAGAGAAGAAAGAAAAGACAAAGGGCAAAGCAGAGAAGACGAAGACGAAGCCAGAGAAAGCAGCUGAAGGAAAGGCAAAGGCUUCAGGCGAAGAGCCCACGAGUAAGAAGAGGAAGAAGGACGCUAAAGAUGAUGAAUCCAAGAACAAGAAGAAGAAGGAAAAGAAGACCAAGGAAGCGGAUGAGAGUGAGGAUGAAGCAAAGGAGACAAAGUCAGGUAAGAAGGACAAGAAGUCCAUGGCAGCGGAACCUGAGACAGAAGAAGAAGAAAAAACGGAUCAGAAGAAGUCAAAGAAGGAGAAGAAGGAGAAGAAGAAGAAGGCAGCAGAGAGCUCAGAUGAAGAGGAUUCUGAACCCAAGGCCCUGAAAGAUGCAGAGGCGAAGAUCGAAGAUAAUGCAAAAGGAGGUGAGAUCAAUAGCUCAAGCAAGCGAAAAGAGUACAUGCGCUUCAGCCGGUGGUGCAAAAACAAAAAGCGCUUCCCUACAAAGUUGGUGGCAGCCAUCAACUCCAGUGAAGGGAGGGCGAAGUUGUUUGAAGAGUACGUCAAGUGUGAUGGAGAUGUCAGCCAAAUCUUGCUGCGCCAUGAGCAGUCGUUGAGGGAGGCAACGCGCAGCGAAUUGAAAUGGGGCUUUAGAGGAGAAAAGUGGCUGGUGGACCGUCACGGACAGAAAAAAGCCGACAAAUUGAUGGAGAAAAAGCGUGCCCUCGGCCUCCAUAUACAGGACCCUGAGUUACCAGACGACAAGGACGAAAGGCUUUUCUUUACGCUCAUUAGCCUUGAUGUUGCAAACAUCUCGGAGUUUUCUCGGCUGACCCGCUUGGAGAUGGAGGGCCAGAUUGAUGAGGAAGGGUUGAGGGAGUUCGUGAAGGGUGGUGGUGUGCUGGAUCCAAAUUCUGGUCUCAAGAUCACUGACUUUGCCGGCGCUAUCGGAGCUGACAAGCUGAUGUCGACUAUGGCCAUUGCUCCGGAGACCAAGAGGAAAAAUAAGAGGAAGGGUAAGGGUGAAGAAGAGCAGAGGAAGUCUGACGAUGAUGUGAAGGAGGCCUUUAUUCACUUUAUUCAUACAGAGACAGUCGUCCCAGAGACACCGCUUCAAAAGGCUACAUCCCUUCUUACCAAAGUCUUGAAGGACGUGUCUGAUUGCAGGACCCAGGCGUUCCGCUUGCAGCCGAUCAAGAUGUCCAAUGACCUGAUUUCGCAGCUGCAAGCGGCAGCUGUGAAGUUGGAGACUUUGGCUCACAAGUUGCAAGACUUGAUCAAGAAAGGGAAGAACAAAACGAAACACUACCGAGAGAUCAUGCUGGAGGUGGACAAGACCACAAAGAUUGCCCGUGAGCGAAUGGAACUGGGUAAGGCUUUGGUCAGGGCCAGCGAAAAGGCUGCGAAUCCUAAGCCUAAGCAAAAGGCCAGUCCAAAACAACGGGAGCCCAAAGAGGAGGCCUAA